Molecule: messenger RNA, 2271 nt
Organism: Zingiber officinale
Lineage: Eukaryota; Viridiplantae; Streptophyta; Magnoliopsida; Zingiberales; Zingiberaceae
Product: serine/arginine repetitive matrix protein 1-like
Exons: 1
Coding region: 146-2014 (622 amino acids)
Source: RefSeq, a predicted model, not a curated record
AAAAGCCACAAAGCCAGCAGAACAAAGCAAGCAAACAAGUUUUAAGCAGCAGACAGUAGCGAAGCAGAGAGCAGGAAAGAAAAGUAGAAAGAAGAAAAAGGAUAAAAGAAGAAGAAAAUCCUAAUCUUUGUCCUCCUCCUUCAAAAUGGAUAGGGAAAGAGAAUCGUCCUCUUCUUCUUCUGCUGCUGCUACUGCUGCACCUGUUGGAUUCCGGCCAUGGGCCCUUAUUCUUCUCUUCUCCCUUCUCAUUCUCCUCGUCCUCCCCUCCUCCUUCCGCGGCUUCCGCCCCUUCGCCAUCAGGAACGGCUGGGACACCCUCAACAUCCUCUUGGUCCUCUUCGCCAUUCUCUGUGGCGUGCUCAGCCGCCGCCACGGCACCGACGACGGCGACAGGCUCCCCCGCCAGGUGGACCACGGAGACUGGCGCCGAGCCCACUCUAGCUACCCCCACCUUGGAGAGGCCGCUCCGGAGGCGGGAGGCCUUCGGAUGCGUAGUGGCGGUGGUUCCUACCCUGUUCUGAGGCCAACGCUGGAUGCCGCCGCCGAGGAGUGGCGUUUCUACAGUGACGUGGAGCAUUAUCGGCAGGGAUCGGAGUCUGGCGUGUGGGAAAGGGAAAGGCUUGGGGAUUCCGAGGCAAAAAUGAUUGCCGUGGACGCAUAUGCUGAGAGAAGCAGCCCUCUAGCGAGAUCUAGAUCUCCGUUCAGUCUGCCGCCGCCGACUCAGAGGUUGAUGGAAAGUAGGGCGUUAUACGAACUUCCCGAGGGGCAGGUGAAGAAAGGUGAGAUCUUUGAACCAGAAGCCCCCCAUCCGCCCUCGCCGCCACAGCCGCCUCAAUGCCAAUCGCGGAUGACGAGGCGGAGGAGAGCUGAGAAGGUUGCUGAGGAAAAGGAGGUGGAGAAAAAUGAGAUCUUUGGGCAGGAGAACAACCAUUCGUUGUCGUCGUCGCCGUCUCCGACUCCGAGGCAACGCCAGCCGAGGAGGAGGAGCAUUGAGAAGUUUCGGGAGAGGGACGUCGGACAAAAUGCAAAAUGCGAGCCAAAGACGACCGACAUUCCGCUGCCAGAACCGGCGAAGUCGCGGCAUCAGAGGAGGAGAAGCGUAGGCGAUGUUCCACAGUGGGAGGUAGAACAAAAUCCUAAUGUUCUUGUUGAAAAGCCUCCUACGUCGCCGCUGGACCCCUCGCCGUCUCCGCCUGAGCAUCAGGAGGAAGCAGAAGAGGAGGAGGAAUUGGUGGAAAAGACGAACCAUAAGAAGCGAAGAAGCGGCGGAGCGAAGGACAUCGCUGCAGCUAUAGCUUUGUUGUAUCCGAAGAAGAAAGGAAGCAAGACGAAGAAAUCUUCCAACGACACAGCAGUUGUAUCGGCGGAACCUGCCUCCUCCGCUGCGCCGCCACCCCCUCCUCUUCCCUCCUCGGUCUUCCACCACCUCUUCUACCAAAAGAAAGGGGGAAACAAGGCCCGGCAGAUCCACUCAGAGUCAGCAGCACCUCCGCCGCCGCCGCCGAUGCCUCCGCCGCCAGAACAACAAUCCACACAGCAAGCGAUACAACCGCCAGUUCCGGCGCCAGCUCCUCCGUCUCUUAACCGGCAUCAUAAGGGAAAGGAAAAGGUCUAUCUUUACGAGUCACCUCUGUCGCCGCCUCCUGCUCGGCCAUCACGGCUAGAAAAAUCCAAUCUUUCGAAGCCCACUCUCCAGGCUUCGUCUUCCAUGUCGCCGAUACCUCCGCGGUCUCCGCCUCCGCGAAGGCCUUCUCAUUCCCAUCAAACCGUCGCCGACGAGGAGGUGGCGGCUAACCACGACCUCAACAGGAGAGUCAUCGAAGGACAAGCGAUGAAACUGAAGGAAAGAGAGAACGCGGCGGUGUCCUGCCCGAGCCCGGACGUGGACAACAAGGCCGACCUCUUCAUCGCUCGAUGCCAUGCGAACUGGAAGCUCGAGAAGCAGAACUCCAUGCGCGAGAAGGAGCGCCGCAAACAGCAAAGGCGACAGGAAUCCGAAUUGAGACGCGUUUAACCUCUAAUUCCGCCGCCGGCGACGUGGUCUCGGACCAGGUGCAUACAACUUGGUCGUCGAUAGCUGAACAACCGGAUCAUUCUACCAUUGACUAAAAUUCGAAGCUGCAAAAUGUCAUUUGGGCUACAAUUCCCGCACAAGAAGGUACAGCAAUCCCAGUGAAAUUGUUUAGAUAAAUUCUUUUGAUCAAAUGACAAGUUUGAAACAUUGUGCUAAAGUUGUUCUUGGUAGAGUUAAUGCAAAUGGAAAUUAGUUUA